AUGGCAGCGUACGAAGUAAUUGACGCUUUCGUGAGUGAUGGACUCUUAAACCAAAGAAUUGCACUUUCUGUUCCACUUUCAUAUUCCAAGACUUCUGGAGAGAAGAUCACUAUUGUCGCUAACAUUAACCAGAAGUACGACAAUAAGCUCCAUCAGGACAUCCAGAAGGUUGCUUUUCCCAAAGAUGCAAAGCCAUUGGCCUAUAUCCAGGGAGGCCCAGGGUUCCCAUGUGCUGUUCCAUUGACAAAUAGUGGCCUCACAAAGAUCUUAACUGAUAAUGGCUACCAGGUGAUCUACUAUGAUCAAAGAGGGACUGGAUUGAGUACUCCGAUCGAGACAAAGCUCUUGGAGUCUAAAGGCUCUCCGGAAGCCAUUGUGGAGUAUUUGACUCAUUUUAGAGCUGAUUCCAUUGUGGAAGACUUGGAACACUUGAGAGAGACGCUUUUUGGAAAGUCCAAAUGGCUGAUCAUGGGCCAGUCGUUUGGUGGGUUCUGUUGCUUCACGUACCUUUCUUUCCAUGCUGAUAGUUUGGAGUCUGUCUUCGUAACAGGAGGUGUUCCACCGGUUGGGUUCACUGCCGAUGACGUUUAUACUCAGACCUAUAAACGCACUGCUGAAAGAAACUUCCAUUACUAUUCGAAGUAUCCUGGGGAUAAGGACCGUGUGAAGAAAAUUUUGCAAUACUUGAAUGCAAACAAGGUUUUGUUACCUGAUGGAGGUGAAUUAUCUGUUGAACGUUUCCAACAAUUGGGUCUUAAUUUUGGGGCUUCUGGAGGAACCGAUGCUAUUCAUCAGCUUGUGGUUAAGUUUGCCUGGGACUUGGAGACAUUUGGAGAACCAACAUACGCAGUUUUGAGUGAUGUACAACUGAAGCAUAGUUUCGAUACGAAUAUCUUGUAUGCCUUGUUCCAAGAAUGCAUCUAUGCUGAUAACAAAGGAAGUGCAACAAACUGGGCGGCAGAUAGGAUACGGUAUGCUGAAGGAAACGAGAAAUUCGUCUUCAGUGAAGACCUUUUGAAAUCUGAUGAUCCAGUCUACUUCACUGGCGAGAUGGUAUUCAAGUCGAUGUUCCACGACUACGCCCAGUUGCGUCCUUUGACAGAAGUAGCCCACGCUCUUCAUUCCUAUGAAGAUUGGACCGCUCUUUACGAUGAUACAAAAUUCUCUGCAAUUACUUGGGAUACAUUGCCUGUCGUUGCAGCUACCUAUUACUAUGAUCAGUAUGUUGAUUUUGAUCUUACCAUGAAGGUGAAGCUGAAACUUUUCAAAGAGAAUGGUAACUUACGGCAUCGUUGGUAG
Molecule: messenger RNA, 1299 nt
Organism: Candidozyma haemuli
Lineage: Eukaryota; Fungi; Ascomycota; Pichiomycetes; Serinales; Metschnikowiaceae
Exons: 2
Coding region: 1-1299 (432 amino acids)
Biological process (GO): proteolysis
Molecular function (GO): peptidase activity
Source: RefSeq, a predicted model, not a curated record